CACUAACGAUCCCCACGGAACAAUGACAGGAGCCUGCGUCACACCCAGCUCCAUAUGAUGUAUGAGCGGAAAGGCUUGGCGCAAGCAGCCAUCUGCCAGAUGAACCUAUCCGUUCCGCAAGAAUACGGCGACUAGAGGGUGCCUUUGAUUGCCCGCUGCGCGCUCCGGAACCUUUGCGGUGCCAGGCGCAGGCGCAUCCCGCGCCAAUGGCCAGUGAUGGGGUUGCGUCAUUUCCAGUGCUUCUGCUGCCAGCAGUGUGAAAGAACGAAUAUAAGAACUUGCUGCAGGCUACCUUCCUCCCCUCACUCCCUGCACCCUUGACAUCACCCCUCCACCAUAUUCCCUAGCUUUACUUUUCCUCUAAGCGCUACGAGACCGACUCGGCAAACAUCCCGACAGAAUGUCUGAGACUCCGAUCCACUCCACCGGUCGCGGUGGUGCCGGCAACAUUGGCCCUGAUCCGAACGUCUACAGCGAUGCGGGCAUCGUCCGCGAGGGCAUCCAAGGCGAAGGCGAGGGCGAGUUCUCCACUGGCCGCGGCGGCGCAGGCAACAUCGCCAAGUCUCCGCACCUAGGACCGCAAGACGAGCCGCGUCGCUCGCAAGACUUCAUCCCCGAGACGGCGCUCCGCCAGCCCCAGGAGAACUUCCACACAGGCCGCGGCGGUGGGGGCAACGUUCACAAGGAGAAGUACGGCGGCCACAGCCAUUCUCCAGACCGGAAGGGUCCCAUGGACAAGAUCAAGCACGCGCUUCACCUAGACAAGGACAAGAAGCAGGAGCCUUCUCCUCUUGCUCAGGGGGAGAGCAAGGACUAAGUGCGAUCCAACACUACUCGAGAUACCCUGCGUGAAUGACUUGUAAUGGUAUGGGGAUUGGCGCAUACGAUGUAGACGGGAUGGUUUUUAAUGGGGAUGAUACCUCUAGGCUGAUGGCCUCUUCGGGGCACUGCCUUAUUUCCUUUCCUUACUACUAGAAUCUCCAUCGAAGGAUUCGAGAAAUAUCUGAUUGCUGGUGGUCUGAUCAUGUGUCGUGAAUGCUGCGCAGAGCAGCGCAUAGCGGGGGAGGGGCAAUCACAUGGCCUGUGCGCAACAACGUGGGACCCUCGCGUCAUUUUUGCUUGUGAAAAAUCUAGUCGACCUAGG
This is a messenger RNA of Trematosphaeria pertusa, 1144 nucleotides long. RefSeq lists its product as uncharacterized. The record is from RefSeq and is a predicted model, not a curated record. The transcript is spliced from 5 exons. Lineage: Eukaryota; Fungi; Ascomycota; Dothideomycetes; Pleosporales; Trematosphaeriaceae. Bases 401 to 817 code for a protein of 138 amino acids.